Messenger RNA from Acaulospora colombiana, 738 nucleotides. The record is from the annotation of a GenBank genome assembly. Lineage: Eukaryota; Fungi; Glomeromycota; Glomeromycetes; Diversisporales; Acaulosporaceae.
AUGAAGAUGGACGUUUCAACUAAUCUCGAAGCACAAAAAUCUAAAUACCCUUCGAUAAAUGUCGAAAAACCGAUUCCUCUACAGUUCGAUCUUGGGCUAUUAGCUGGCUUCGAUACAAAUGCAAUGGACGAAGGAAGUUUGAGAAACAAUACGGACUCCUAUCUAAAAGAAUGUACAAGGGACAAUACUCAACUUCUGAUCAACCAAAUAUUUCAGCUGCCUAUCGAUUUCUCACAAAACAUUGGUGUACUUGCAGAAUUACCCGAGCCAACUACUGUUAUUCCUAGGGAGAAACCCGUACCAAAACCCAAACCUCUAACGAGAUGGGAGAAAUUCGCAAGAUCUAAAGGGAUCAAGCAUCGCAGAAAGGACAAAAUGAUUUUCGAUAAAGCUUCGGGCGAAUGGGUUCCACGAUGGGGAUAUAAGGGUGCAAAUGAUGACGGCGCAAACGAUUGGCUGAUACCUGUCCCGAAUAAUGCUGAUCCAUUUGAAGAUCAAUUCGCUAAACUACGCGAAGCGAAAAAAGAACGAAUUUUAAAGAACGAAAAACGUCGUCGCAGAAAUGCCGAGGAGGCCCAAGCAAUGUUGCAACCACCAACCAAUAACUCGGACACUCGAACGGCUCGUAAAUUAGAAUUGCAGCGACAGAUCGCCACAUCCAAAACUGCAACGGCCAGUUAUGGGAGGUUUGAUGAGCCGUUGGAGGGUGAACCAAAAAUGAAGGGCGUGAAAGGAAAG